AUGACAGACACACGUUCGCCCACUCCGCAUACAUUAGUAUCGGAACCACUCGUUACCGACGCACCGAUUUCUGGCACUUCGCCUGCUAUCUGCUCGGAAACGUCGCACGUUCAUCAUUCACCUCAAGAUCCAUUACAAAUUAUUCUCCAACGAAUGGCAGAACAAACGCAAGUGAUGAAUGAAAAAUUCGAGCAAAUAUCAAAACUGCAACAAGAACAAGCAGGAAGGAUGGACGAACAAUCGUUAAGACAGGAAGAAAUAAUUCGGACGAUAAAAGAAAUAGAAGGGAAAAUAACUCCACCACAGUCUGCUGCAAAUUCACGACCCCAUUCUCGUGG
Messenger RNA from Didymodactylos carnosus, 338 nucleotides. The record is from the annotation of a GenBank genome assembly. NCBI's taxonomy places the organism in Eukaryota, Metazoa, Rotifera, Eurotatoria, Philodinida, Philodinidae.